AUGAUCGAGGUAUCCACCGAACUUGGCAAUGGUGUUAUCACACACCCCUCUGCUAAGAACGACAACCCAUCGACUUGCUCCACGGCCAACAAUGCACCCUGGCAGCCGCUGAACACUCCGCAUUCUGCUGGUCUUGAUAUCGCGACUACCGCCAUCUUUGAAGGCCAGGUGGACAUUACCGACCCUACCACCCUGGCCAAGGUAACCCAAGAGUACACUGGUGCUACUGUUGACUACAGCCGAGUGUCCGAGAAGGAAAGGAGUGCUGCCCUGGCUGGUCUUGUCCGCCAUGUCGCUGUCGAGCAGGACUGGCUGGCUGGCUGGGCAUGUCUGUCCAAAGCAGCACCGAACUGCGGCCUCUGGGCUCGCCUGAUUGAGGACGUCUCCGUGUCAGUUGAUGUUUACCGGCGUGUCAAGCCGAGCGAUACGGCUCGGCCAGUGGUCGAGGACUUGACCAUUGAGGUCGUCGCCCAUCCAGACCCCCACUCGUUGAAUCAAAUUGGACCAAAGAGCCUUGGUGGCCACGAGUGGAAAUCCGACAAAGCCUUUGACCAGGUUAAGAGCACAUGGACGAGCUCUGGAUUCGGCGCUGUUGCCCCAUGCACCCUGUUCGGAUGGGCUGGGCUAUUCAGAAAGGUGGUCAAGCCUGAGGACAUUUCCCAGAUGAUUAGCAUGCAGCUGCUGGGCACCGUCGACUAUGAUUUCGACAAGAAUGAGGACCACAAGCCCGGUAUGAGUAGGUCUGGCGCCGUUGCAGGCCGCAACUGCAUCAAGCGUGGGUCUAAACUGCAGGGUGGCGCCAUGGUUGCCCUGCUCAAUCACGAUCUCCAGCACUGCGUUCGCGAGUUUCAAUUGAGUUGGGCACGCGAAGGUCUUGGUGCCACCAUUGCCGGUCCAUCCAAUAUCUCGCCAAAAGACUGGACCAUGGCUCUGAGCGGUGACUGCGCAGCUUUGACUCCCUAUGGCUACAUACCGGAAGCAGACUAUGAUCCCAGCCAGUCUGGCCAGUUUACAUCUGUCCUUGUGGCCAACAUUCACGAUGUCUUGUAUGAUCACGGAGCCUCCAACAUGAUGUCCGGCAUGAUGUACACUGCUGGCGCCGGAGUGGCGAAAGAAGAUAUAGCGGUGGCCUAUUCAGUUGGAAUGCUGGAUGCCAUUGCCCGCCGCAUUCGUGAUCUGCCUGCUGGGAUUGACCUCCUGUUUGGUGAUUCUGUCUACAUGAUUACCUUUAGCUGGGCCCCCUUCAACACCCGAUAUCGGACCUGGGAACGUUUCAUCAAAUACACCAGACUCUUGCAAGCGUCCUCUUCCCCGGAGGCGUCCCGAAUCCUGGCCCUUUCCCGCCGAGGAAAAGUCCUAGCCGUCGAUGAUAACGACCUUGAAAAGAUCCGCGUUCGCGACUCAUGGACAGCAGCCAUGGACAACUCGUCCCCUUCGAGACUGACAUCCCGAAUCACCCAGGUGUAUACUUUAACACCUCCUUCCGUUGUCUUCGAUAAACAUGGAAUGAGCCCGUCCGGACUGUGCUCGAGAUGUGCCCCUCUGUACCACGCAUGUAUUGGCACAGAAAACCAAAUCCAUGCCAUCUCCGGAAUGCCUCAGACAGUACUCGAACGAGACUCGGUCAAUAUUGCGGCCGGUAUACGCCGCGUGGCAACUCUCGCCGCCGGAGACGGUCAUUCUACUGAGGACAACUGCUGCCAGGAGUGUGCCUGUAAGCUCGGUGCGUGGGCUGACAAAUUCGCGUACAAGGUCCUUGUCGCCAUGAUGGCUAGUGAACCUGGUUCUAGCCCACAGGACUGGAUGUUGGAGAAUUACCUGGUGAUUUGUGCGACACUAUGGCCAGUCUCCGUCAUCACCAUCCUCAGUGCCUUUGACCUCGUCGUGAAUGCCAAGUUCGAGCUAGGUGCUAUGGGAGAGCGCCAUGCUGUGGAUUGUUAG
Aspergillus puulaauensis is the source of this 1941-nucleotide messenger RNA. RefSeq lists its product as uncharacterized. The transcript has a single exon. The record is from RefSeq and is a predicted model, not a curated record. Lineage: Eukaryota; Fungi; Ascomycota; Eurotiomycetes; Eurotiales; Aspergillaceae. Bases 1 to 1941 code for a protein of 646 amino acids.